Thlaspi arvense is the source of this 1506-nucleotide messenger RNA. NCBI's taxonomy places the organism in Eukaryota, Viridiplantae, Streptophyta, Magnoliopsida, Brassicales, Brassicaceae. The record is from the annotation of a GenBank genome assembly.
AUCUCCCAUAAUAAAAUACUAAAAUCUAUAUCGCUUUCUCUAGUCUUUACUCUGGUCGUUCAAAAUGAAAGGAGGCAGCGUCUCGUUUCUCUCCGUUAUUCUCUUCGCCACCGUCACCUCCGUCCUCUGCUUCCGUGACGGAAUGUUACCAAACGGCGACUUCGAGCUAGGACCUAAACCAUCGGACAUGAAAGGAACGCAAGUGAAAAACAAGAACGGAAUCCCGAGCUGGGAGCUUUCAGGCUUCGUCGAAUACAUUAAAUCCGGUCAGAAACAAGGAGACAUGCUUCUCGUCGUCCCCGCCGGAAAAUUCGCCGUCCGGUUAGGCAACGAGGCGUCGAUCAAACAGAGAAUUAGCGUGACAAAAGGAAUGUAUUACUCGCUCACGUUCAGUGCCGCGAGGACUUGUGCUCAAGACGAACGGCUCAACAUAUCGGUGGCACCUGACUCGGGCGUUAUUCCCAUACAGACGGUGUACAGUAGCAGCGGGUGGGACCUCUACGCUUGGGCGUUUCAAGCCGAGAGCGACGUGGCAGAGAUUUUGAUUCAUAACCCUGGCGAGGAAGAAGAUCCUGCUUGUGGUCCACUCAUCGAUGGUGUGGCAAUCAAGGCUCUAUACCCUCCGAGGCCUACCAAUAAGAAUAUAUUGAAGAACGGAGGAUUUGAAGAAGGUCCGUAUGUACUCCCAAACUCCACAACCGGCGUUCUGAUUCCUCCCUUCAUAGAGGACGACCACUCUCCUUUACCCGCUUGGAUGGUCGAAUCCCUCAAAGCCGUCAAGUAUGUUGACGUCGAGCACUUCUCGGUCCCACAAGGCCGUCGAGCAGUCGAGCUGGUCGCGGGAAAAGAAAGCGCAAUCGCUCAGGUGGCUCGGACCGUUGUGGGAAAGACUUACGUGCUGUCGUUUGCGGUUGGAGAUGCCAACAACGCGUGCAAUGGAUCGAUGGUAGUCGAGGCGUUUGCGGGAAGAGACACUUUGAAGGUUCCUUACGAGUCGCGAGGGAAGGGUGGCUUUAAACGCGCUUCUAUGCGGUUCGUGGCGGUUUCGAACCGCACGAGGAUUAUGUUUUACAGCACGUUUUACUCAAUGAGAAGCGAUGAUUUCUCGUCGCUUUGUGGCCCCGUGAUCGACGAUGUUAAGCUCCUCAGCGCUCGCAAGCCGUAAAAUGGUCAUUGUUUUAGUUUGAAGGUUUUACGUAUAAGCAGUGUGGUUUUUUUUUUAAUAUUUUUUUCGUACUCUGGUGCUUUUGAAAUGAGAUGGUUAAUCCUGAAAGAGUUGUUGUCGUGUAGGGAUUCUAUAUGAGGCAGAAAGGUCUUGCUUAUAUCUAUUUUCUUGUAUGAGAAGGCUGAAGAAAUGUUGUCUUUCUUAAUUACUAUUUAUGGUUUUUUGGGAUAUCAGAUGAUUUACGAAAAUAAAAUGUUAUACAGAUUUACGUAUUGAGGUCGUGAAAUGUUUAUCGACAGAGGAUUGGCCAUAAGGAUUUACGUACAUCCAAAAAAUUUGCC